Molecule: messenger RNA, 2204 nt
Organism: Saccostrea cuccullata (small rock oyster)
Lineage: Eukaryota; Metazoa; Mollusca; Bivalvia; Ostreida; Ostreidae
Product: cleavage and polyadenylation specificity factor subunit 6-like
Exons: 15
Coding region: 50-1684 (544 amino acids)
Biological process (GO): mRNA alternative polyadenylation
Cellular component (GO): mRNA cleavage and polyadenylation specificity factor complex
Molecular function (GO): mRNA binding
Source: RefSeq, a predicted model, not a curated record
AAUAUUUGUUUCCGGUUUCGGUUUUAUUGUAAACUUUGCAAAGGACAAAAUGGCGAGCGAUGGCGUGGAUAUUGAUUUGUACGACAAUUUGGAAGAAGGAUUUGAUCAGGAGAAUGAAUUUAAUGCAGAGGAUGAUCUUUAUAAUGAUGUCAUAACAGCUCCCUCUAGUGGUGAAAACACAGAAACUGUGCAACAGUCAGAACCAGUAACACCCACAAAGACCACACCGUCAGUGACUGUACCCUCUGGUUACACAGGAAGAAGGAUCAGUCUCUAUGUUGGAAACCUCACAUGGUGGACAACUGAUCAAGAUCUUAUUGAUGGACUGGCAGCUAUUGGGGUCACAGACUUGGUUGAGAUAAAGUUUUAUGAAAACAGAGCAAAUGGCCAGUCCAAAGGAUUUGCAGUGGUGGUAGUUGGUUCAGACAACUCAUCUCGUUUGAUAUUUGAGAAGUUACCAAAGAAAGAGAUCCAUGGGCAGGUGCCUCAGAUCUCCAACUGUAAUAGGCAGGCCUUGAGUCAGUUUGAGGCCCAGGCUCGGAAGGGAGAGCCUCCAGCACAAAAUGGAAACACAAAUAAAGGAAGUCAUCAGCGAAGUCACAGUCCCUCAAGACAGACACCUAAACAGGGAUACGUGAAUCGUCAACAGAGGCCUACUGGUCCCCAGGUAUCUGGUCCCCCGCCAACCGGCCCUCCUCCUACUGGGGCCCCCAUGAUGCCAGGUAUGCCUCCAGUGUCUGGCCCCCCUCCCCAGGUGCAGUUUCCUCCAGGUUUUCCUCCCAGAACUCUUGGUCCUCCCCCUCCUGUUAUGAUGAGAGGUCCACCACCACCCAUUAGGGGGCCACCACCAACAGAUCCCAGGGGACCACCACCUCGUUCAGAGUGGGACAGACCCCCAGGUCCAGCACCCUACCCUCCACUUGGCCCCCCACCAGGACCCCAGCCGGUCCCUCCCCCAGGAGCCCGACCGCCAGGACCUGGGAUGCCACAUCAGCAACCGCCAAUGUCAAUCCCCCCACCGGGUCACCCUCCAGCCCCAGCCCCACAUGUCAACCCAGCGUUUUUCCCUCCCCAACAUGGUGGACCACCCCCAACUAUUCCCCACCCUACACCUGGACAUCAUGACCCUUACAGAGCCCCACCCCCUGUCUCGUAUCCAAGUGACCAUUACUCUAGGCCCCCAACAGAAAGAGCUGAGCCACAGUCUCCAGCCCUCAGUGAACAAGAGUUUGAGGAGAUAUUUCAAAGAAAUAAGACGGUGUCCAGCAGUGCCAUUUCAAGAGCUGUUCAAGAUGCUAGUGCAGGUGAAUUUGCGAGUGCAAUUGAGACUCUGGUGACAGCCAUAUCUCUGAUAAAACAGUCAAAGAUUGCCAGUGACGAUCGCUGUAAAAUCCUCAUCAGUUCACUUCAGGAUACUCUUCAUGGAAUCGAGGAAAAAUCUUACGGAUCAAAGAGCAGCAGUAGAAGAUCCCGAUCAAGAGAGAGAGACAGAGAGCGAAAAGAAAGAAGUCGCAGCCACAGGUCAAGAAGCCGAGACAGAGAGAGGGAGUAUCGCGAGAGGAGCCGAGAAAGAGAUCGCCAUUAUGAGGCUGAGUCCAGUUCUUCAUCCUCUCGAUCUCACCGGGACCGAGAUCGCGACCGAGACAGGGACAGGGAGAGAGAGUACAGUAGCAGACGUCACUAGAUUGACUUUUACUUGAUGUAGAAAUAGAGGCUACUCUUUUCCUCACCGAUGGUGCUUUUUGUCCCAUAAUUCAGGAAUAUCCCAUUAAAAGUGAUUGAAAAAAAUAGGUUUAUCUGCCCAUAGAAUAAGAUGUAAACCAUACAAUCAAUGUUAGAGAUAUUCUACUGUCCAUCUAAAAAUAUAUGCAAUCUGCAUAAUGACAUAAAAACUUGUGAAAAGGUGGAAUGGCUUUAAGUCUUUUACAAUAAAACAUGCUUAUGUUGAAGUGCCAGGGACGAGCUAUUUUGAAAAAUCUCCUUUUUAUAAGGGUCAAUUCAUUGAAAGCAUGUUUUACUGUUUUAUUAUUAAAAAGAAUAAUAAUACUUGUGCUUUCAAAGAAGUAAACAGCCUAUUUCAACAAAGCAAAGAUAGAAAAUGUAUUCUGCAAGUAGACAUUCCAAAUGAAAACCAUUCCACUUUUGUUGAUCUUCAUAUUAAAGCCAUUCCAUCUCAAAUGCAGUCAGUUUUUGGAGAAAUUAAU